AUGAUGGAGCCGGUGCCGGGCUCCAGGAAGAGCCUGUCGCUGUCGCUGCCGGUGCCCCGGGAGGGCCCGGGCCCCCUGCGCCCCCCGCAGCACCUCUGGCGCCAGCCCCGCACCCCGAUCCGCAUCCGCCACCGCGGCUUCUCCGACACCGACCGGCACCGGCCCCGGCCCAUGGAGCGGGCGGAUGCCGUGGACACCGGGGACCGGCCCGGGCUGCGCAGUGCCCGCAUGUCCUGGCCCUCCUCCCUCCAUGGGACCCCCGGCAAGCGCUCAGAGGUGGAGAAUGGCCCGUGGGGAGGGGGGCAAAGCCCCCCGGACCCCCAGGCUAGCCCGGGCCGGGGGCUCCUGGCCGGGGCCCCCCCAGCUCAGCGCCGCGAGUCCUUCCUGUACCGCUCCGACAGCGACUUCGACACCUCCCCAAAAAGCAUCUCCCGUAACUCCUCCAUCGCCAGCGAGGCCCACGCCGAGGACCUGAUCGUCACCCCUUUUGCUCAGGUUCUGGCCAGUCUCCGCAGUGUCCGCAGCAACUUCUCCAUCCUGACCAAAGUCACGACCCCCCCUGGCAGCAAGAGGUCGCCCAUUGGCUCCCAGCCCCCCCUCUGCAAGGCCAUGCUCUCAGAGGAGACAUCCCAGCAGCUGGCACUGGAGACACUGGAGGAGCUGGACUGGUGUCUGGAGCAGCUGGAGACGCUGCAGACGCACCGGGCGGUCAGCGAGAUGGCAUCCAACAAGUUCAAGCGGAUGCUGAACCGGGAGCUGACGCACCUGUCGGAGAUGAGCCGCUCCGGGAACCAGGUGUCGGAGUACAUCGCCAGCACCUUCCUGGAUAAGCAGCCCGAGGUGGAGAUCCCGAGCCCCGGCCCCACCGAGCGGGAGAAGAAACGGCGACCACCCCUCGGGGGGGGCGUGGGGGGGGUGAAAUCGCUGCCCCCCGGCUGCUGUGACCCCUCCCCCGGCUGCGACCCCUCCCCCGGCUGCGACCCCCCCGUCCCCCUGCCCCGCUUCGGCGUCGAGACCGACCGGGAGGAGCAGCUGGGAAAGGAGCUGGACAGCCUCAACAAGUGGGGGCUGAACAUUUUCCGCGUCUCCGAGUUCUCCAACAACCGUUCCUUGAGCUGCAUCAUGUUCACCAUCUUCCAGGAGCGGGACCUGGUGCGCACCUUUGGGAUUCCAGAGCGGGCCCUGCUGGGCUAUGCUGGGGCUCUGGAGCAGCACUACCACCCCGACGUGGCUUACCACAACAGCCUGCAUGCUGCAGACGUGCUGCAGUCCACACACGUGCUGCUGGCCACCCCUGCCCUGGACGCCGUGUUCACCGACCUGGAGGUCCUGGCCGCUCUUUUCGCCGCCGCCAUCCACGACGUCGAUCACCCCGGGGUGUCCAACCAGUUCCUCAUCAACACCAACUCGGAGCUGGCUCUUCUCUACAACGAUGAGUCUGUCCUGGAGAAUCAUCACCUGGCCGUGGGCUUCAAGCUGCUGCAGGAGCGCGACUGCGACAUCUUCCAGAACCUGUCCCGACGGCAGCGCCAGGCGCUGCGCCAGAUGGUCAUCGACAUGGUCCUGGCCACGGACAUGUCCAAGCACAUGAGUCUCCUGGCUGACCUCAAAACCAUGGUGGAGACCAAGAAGGUGACGAGUUCGGGGGUCCUGCUGCUGGACAACUACACUGACCGCAUCCAGGUGCUGCGGAACAUGGUGCACUGCGCUGACCUGAGUAACCCCACGAAGCCGCUGGGGCUGUACCGGCAGUGGACGGAGCGGAUCAUGGAGGAGUUCUUCCGGCAGGGAGACCGGGAACGGGAACGGGGGAUGGAGAUCAGCCCCAUGUGUGACAAACACAGCGCCUCGGUGGAGAAAUCACAGGUGGGUUUCAUUGACUACGUGGUGCAGCCUCUCUGGGAGACCUGGGCUGACCUGGUGCACCCGGACGCGCGGGAGAUGCUGGAGACGCUGCAGCACAACCGCGAGUGGUUCCGGCUCCGCGUCCCCCGCAGCCCCGAGCCGCCCCCCGAGCCCCCCCCCGCGCCCCCCAAAUUCCGCUUCCAGCCCCCCCUGAGCGAGGAGGCCGAGGGGGAGGGGCGGGACCCCCCCCCCGGAUUCACCCGGGACCCCCCCGGGGAGACCCCCCGAGGAUGGGGAGGGCGGCUCCAAUAA
Molecule: messenger RNA, 2157 nt
Organism: Cinclus cinclus
Lineage: Eukaryota; Metazoa; Chordata; Aves; Passeriformes; Cinclidae
Gene: PDE4A
Product: phosphodiesterase 4A
Exons: 16
Coding region: 1-2157 (718 amino acids)
Biological process (GO): signal transduction
Cellular component (GO): nucleus; cytosol; perinuclear region of cytoplasm
Molecular function (GO): 3',5'-cyclic-AMP phosphodiesterase activity
Source: RefSeq, a predicted model, not a curated record